Molecule: messenger RNA, 570 nt
Organism: Closterium sp. NIES-65
Lineage: Eukaryota; Viridiplantae; Streptophyta; Zygnematophyceae; Desmidiales; Closteriaceae
Source: the annotation of a GenBank genome assembly
AUGGGGAGAUACGUUUCAGUUGUUUUGAGUGCCUGUUUUGUGGUUUUCUGGACUCCUUCAGCAGUUUUAUCUCAAAACUGCUCGUGUUCCCCAGCCAACAUGACAAUCAAGGCUGUAGUGGUUCUUACCGGCUCCGAGGGUGUCAAUGGCACUGUCACCUUUGAGCAGCUCGAAUCUGGCUCGACUGUGGUGAACGGCAAGAUCACUGGCCUCAAGCCCGGGCUUCACGGAUUUCACGUGCACGCCCUGGGUGACACCACGAACGGCUGCAUGUCCACAGGCCCGCACUUCAAUCCGGCGAACAAAACUCACGGCGCUCCGGAAGACGAGGAGAGGCACGCGGGAGACCUUGGGAAUGUCGUUGCUGAUGAGGCUGGGGUUGCGGAGUUCACCAUAACAGAUUCACAGUGCAAUUGCCGGCCACGUACUAUCAUGCACUCAUCCUCCCCCCUCCUCCACCCCAACCUUCAGAUCCCUCUGUCUGGCCCUAACUCUAUCAUUGGCCGUGCUGUUGUCGUGCAUGCUGACAUCGACGACCUUGGCAAGGGUGAGAGCAUGCAAGGAGGGUGA